This is a messenger RNA of Acanthosepion pharaonis, 2046 nucleotides long. The record is from the annotation of a GenBank genome assembly. NCBI's taxonomy places the organism in Eukaryota, Metazoa, Mollusca, Cephalopoda, Sepiida, Sepiidae.
AUGGAUAUGACUGCGCAGUUUUUCUCUGUCUGUCUGCAUAUCUAUCUAUCUAUCUAUCUAUCUAUCUAUCUAUCUAUCUAUCUAUCUAUCUAUCUAGCCAGAAUCUAUCUAUCUAUCUAUCUAUCUAUCUAUCUAUCUAUCUAUCUAUUACAGUCUGUUCUUAGUGAUCCUAUCUAUCUAUCUAUUAUCUAUCUGUAUCUAUCUAUAGUGAUCCUAUUACAGUCUGUUCUAGUGAUCCCAUCUAUCUAUCUAUCUAUCUAUCUAUCUAUCUAUCUAUCUAUAUCUGUUCUUAUCUAUUACAGUCUGUUCUUAGUGAUCCCAUCUAUCAUCUAUCUAUCAUCUAUCUAUCUAUUACAGUCUGUUCUUAGUGAUCCCAUCUAUCUAUCUAUCUAUCUAUCUAUCUAUUACAGUCUGUUCUUAGUGAUCUAUCUAUCUAUCUAUCUAUCUAUCUAUCUAUCUAUCUAUCUAUUACAGUCUGUUCUUAGUGAUCCUAUCUAUCUAUCUAUCUAUCUAUCUAUCUAUCUAUCUAUCUAUCUAUCUAUCUAUCUAUUACAGUCUGUUCUUAGUGAUCCCAUUCAUCAUCUAUCUAUAUCUAUCUAUCUAUCAUUAUCUAUCUAUCUAUCUAUCUAUUACAGUCUUGAUCCUAUCUAUCUAUCUAUCUAUCUAUCUAUCUAUCUAUCUAUCUAUCUAUCUAUCUAUCUAUUACAGUCUGUUCUUAGUGAUCCUAUCUAUCUAUCUAUCUAUCUAUCUAUCUAUCUAUCUAUCUAUUACAGUCUGUUCUUAGUGAUCCCAUUCAUUCAUCAUUAUAUCUAUCUAUCUAUCUAUCUAUCUAUCUAUCUAUCUAUCUAUCUAUCGAUUACAGUCUGUUAUAGUAUCCCAUUCAUCUAUCCAUUCAUUCAUUCAUCUAUCAUUCAUCUAUCUAUUACAGUCUUGAUCCUAUCUAUCUAUUCAUUCAUCUAUCUAUCUAUCUAUCUAUCUAUCUAUCUAUCUAUUACAGUCUGUUCUGAUAGGGUGAUUCAUCUAUCUAUCUAUCUAUCUAUCUAUCUAUCAUUACAGUCUGUUCUUAUGAUCCCAUCAUUAUCUAUUCAUCUAUCUAUCUAUCUAUCUAUUAUCUGUUCGUUCAUCUAUCUAUAUAUCUAUCUAUCUAUCUAUCUAUCUAUCUAUCUAUUACAGUCUGUUCUUAGUGAUCCCAUUCAUCUAUCUAUCUAUCUAUCUAUUCAUCAUCUAUCUAUUCAUAUCUAUCUAUCUAUUCAUUCAUCUUAUUCAUUCAUCUAUCUAUCUAUCUAUCUAUCUAUUCAUUCAUUCAUCUAUCUAUCUAUGAUUAUCAUUCAUCAUAUAUCUAUCUAUCUAUCUAUCUAUCUAUCUAUCUAUCUAUUAUCUAGUAUGUAUAAGUAUCCCAUCUAUCUAUUCAUCUAUCUAUAUCUAUCUAUCUAUCUAUCUAUCUAUCUAUUAUCUAUCUGUUCUUAUCUAUCUAUUAUUCAUCUAUCUAUCAUUAUCUAUUCAUUCAUCUAUCUAUCUAUUCAUUUAUCUAUCCCAUAUCUAUCAUUAUCUAUUCAUUCUGUAUUCAUCAUCUAUCAUUCAUUCAUAUCUAUCUAUCUAUCAUAUCUAUCUAUCUAUCCAUAUAUCUAUCUAUCUAUUCAUACAGUGAUUCAGUCCAUUCAUUCAUCAUAUCAUCUAUCUAUUCAUAUCUAUCUAUCUAUCUAUAUCUAUCAUCUAAGUCUGUUCAUUAGUGAUUCAUCCAUUCAUUCAUCUAUCUAUUUCAUCUAUCAUUCAUCUAUCUAUCUCAUCUAUCUAUUCAUUAGUGAUAUAUAUCAUUCAUAUAUCUAUCUAUUCAUCUCAUAUAUUCUUUCAUCUAUUCAUUCAUCUAUCUAUUAUCUAUCUAUCAUCUAUCUAUCUAUAUAUUACAGUCUGUUCUUAGUGAUCCCAUUCAUUCCAUCUAUCCAUCUAUUCAUUCAUAUCUAUCUAUCUAUCUAUCUAUUCAUCUCAUUACAUCUCUAUCUAUUCAUCUAUCUAUCUAUCUAUCUAUCUAUCUAUCUAUCUAUCUAG